Carassius auratus (goldfish) is the source of this 3608-nucleotide messenger RNA. Its product is annotated as mitochondrial glutamate carrier 1-like. Gene Ontology annotation, biological process: L-glutamate transmembrane transport; aspartate transmembrane transport; malate-aspartate shuttle. The transcript is spliced from 11 exons. Gene Ontology annotation, molecular function: L-glutamate transmembrane transporter activity; L-aspartate transmembrane transporter activity. Bases 504 to 1484 code for a protein of 326 amino acids. The record is from RefSeq and is a predicted model, not a curated record. Lineage: Eukaryota; Metazoa; Chordata; Actinopteri; Cypriniformes; Cyprinidae.
AAAGCUGUUCAUUCCCUGUCUAUGUCACUGGGAGUCGCCACAAGAGGGAGGGACUUAAGCACCGAGGGACAAUGCUUGUGUUUGUGCAACGGCCCCCGAGAGGCGGCGGGCUCUGUUGGAUCUCUUGUGCCUGACUACGGCUGCUGCACAUAUUGUCAGCGUGCAGAGGGGGAAGCGGACCACUUGAUCCGACUGGUCAAUGCACUGACAGAGUGGAAGGGUUUGAAUAGAGCAGGGUUGAAAAAAAGUAGUGCUGAAGAGAAAGGCAUGCUCAGAAUGCUACUGGCUUCAGAAAAGACAGAGCGAGAGGAAGAGAGAUGGACAUUGAAAAGGGAGGAUGUGAGUAUGCCGGAGGAAAAGAGAGAAUGGAACCCCAAAUGAGAGAGGCUGUAAAGGUUGGCACAUCGUGCCAGAAGGCUGGCCGAUAAGUCGCGGACGGUUUGUGUGACACUUUUGCAGCAGAGAGAGAAGAAUUGGAGAAAAUCAUUUAAAGUUUGGCCAAAAUGGCCGAGAAGAAAGUGAGUCUCCCUGCUAAGCUGAUUAAUGGGGGUGUGGCUGGACUGGUGGGCGUGACCUGCGUGUUUCCCAUUGAUCUCGCCAAGACCCGCCUCCAAAACCAGCAGGGUGCUCAUGUUUAUAGUGGAAUGCUGGACUGUUUGGCAAAGACGAUCAAAAUGGAGGGCUACUUUGGCAUGUACCGGGGUGCAGCUGUGAAUCUUACACUGGUCACUCCGGAGAAAGCCAUUAAACUGGCUGCCAAUGAUGUCUUCAGACAGAAGCUCUCCAAAGAUGGAAAAUUAGCUCUGUGGGGGGAAAUCCUUGCGGGCUGUGGAGCCGGAACCUGUCAGGUGGUAGUCACCACCCCCAUGGAAAUGCUAAAAAUACAACUGCAGGAUGCUGGAAGGUUGGCUGCUCAGCGGACUGUCGCUGCCCCUGCCUCUACCGCUGGUCCGACCCCCUCGCUGGUGGCCUCUCGGGCAGCACAGCCGGGCACCAACGCCCGUCCUCAACCUUCAGCGACCCGUAUCACCCUAGAGCUACUGAAGACUCGAGGCCUCGGGGGGCUUUAUAAGGGAGCAGGUGCUACUUUGAUGAGGGACGUCCCGUUCUCCAUGAUCUACUUCCCGCUGUUUGCCAACCUCAACGCCGUGGGCCGCACUAAUGAUUGCCAUAGCAGCCCCCAGGAGCGGGCCCCCUUCCUGCAGUCUUUCGUGGCUGGCUGCACGGCCGGCUCAGUGGCAGCAGUAGCUGUCACUCCCAUGGACGUUAUAAAGACCCGUCUGCAGACCUUACAGAAGGGGGAAGGAGAGGACUCCUACAGAGGCAUCCUCGACUGCGUACGGCGUGUUAUAAAACGAGAAGGACCAUCUGCAUUUCUUAAAGGGGCAGCGUGUCGAGCUUUGGUCAUCGCUCCGCUCUUUGGCAUCGCUCAGGGCGUGUAUUUCCUGGGCAUCGGCGAGCACGUGCUGGGGCUGCUGGGAUAGUGGCAGGUGACGUUACCUCAGUCAUCAUACACUCGGUACUGUUCCUACAUGGGCCAAGGUAUGAAGAUGAGAGAUGAAGGAAGACGUGGCUAAAAGAAGAUCAAAUGAUGAUAAAAGAAGCUACCCGACUGUAUUUGCGAUGAGGUUAAUAUGGAGGGAAUUUCACAUUACUAACCAAAGGAGGUUCAGACACUUUGGGAGAAGAGAGGAAGGUUAUGUAACGUUAACAUAAAAGCCUAUAUUGCACACUAACCAUGUUUAAGUACCCAAAAACAGGGUUCUUUAGGUAAGACAGGGUCCUGUUCUGACUAAUCUGGAAGGUUUUUUUGUCCAAUUAAUAUUGUUUUUAUGUCUUUAAAGUCCAUAGCUACAAUCAGUUUUAAGCCAACGUGAUUCGUGAUAAUCAAUUUAACGGUUGUGAACAAGGUCGAUGUGUAUUUAAAAAAGGCUUGAAGCCCAUUUUCACCAAGGAAUAAAAAACAAUGAUAAUUGUAAUUUUUUAUCAUAUGAUUCAGAAUUUUUUCCUUGCAAUUCUAAGAAAGAAAAGUCAGAAUUUCGCUCAGAAUUUUGAGUUUACGUCUCACAAUUCUGUUUUGUUUUUCCCCGCCACCAAAUAAAAUUUUUAAAAAGGUAAUUGUGUGUUUAUCACAGUUGUGAGGAACAGCCUUGCAACUCUUUACAUCUCACAAUUCUGACAACAAUCCAUGUUUUUGUCUCACAAUUAUAAGUUUAUAUCUUGCACUUUUGACUUUUUCUCUGAAUUCUGAGUUUACAUCUCACAAUUUUUCGCCACCAAAUGAAAAAAUAAAAAAGAUAAUUUGAUUGUUUCUCACAAUUCUGAGUUUAAAUCUUGCGGUUCUGUUUAUAUCUCUUAAUUCUGCCUUUUUCCUCAAUUCUGAUUUUAAAUCUCAAAAUUGGGACUUUUUUUCUCUGAAUUCAGAGUUUACAUUUCGCACUGUUUUUUUUUUACACCAUUGGAAAAAAUUUUUAUUGCGGCUGUUUCUCACAAUUCUGACUAUUUAUUUUGUUUAUAUCUCACAAUUAUGCUUAGAGUUCUGACUUAACAGCUGAAUUGUGAAUUGUUUUUUAUUUAUUUUUUCAUAGAAGUCUGUUUUCACAUCUCAGAAUUGGGACUUUUUUCUCUGAAUUCUGAGUUUACAUUUCACAAUUAAUUUUUUUUUUCCCACCACCGAAUAAAUAAAAAAGGUAAUUUAUCUCAGAAUUUUGAGUUUGUCUCACAAUUGCAAGAAAAAAGUGUGAAUUAAGACAUGAAUUCAGAAUUGCCAGAAGAAAAAAAAUCCCAAUUAUUAGAUUUCUAUUAUUCUGUGGCAAAAAUGGGCUUCCAUAGAGAGGAGACGUGAAUCAAAGAGAGGAUAUCUGUAUAAUCUAAAUCAAUGUUUUGGCUUUCUUCUGCUGAUAACCACCAUUUAAACAGCAAAAAUGAGCAGAAACUGGGUUUAGCGUUUGCCGACCUAUUCUGGCAGCUGCUUUAAUUCUCGUCUCUCAGUAAAUCUCAGUCUCUACUUGUGAAGAAACUGCUGGACACUGCAGCGGAGGCCUUGUCUUUCUAUUACAUGUUCCUCUGCGGGUCAAAAUUCCUUGUAGGUAAUAUAAUGUUGACCUAAUAUUUUUUAACGCUUCUUUAAAUGAUUUUGUUGAGUGCACAGUAAAUUAAAAAUCCAACAAAGCCUUAUCUUUCCCACUCGAGUUUUUCAAUGAAAAAGAACUAAAUAUAAGUACCAGUGGCUUCUUAUGUAGAGAACUGAUUUUGCUGGAGUUUUGUUUUUUCACAUUCGGUAGAAAAAGGUACAGGGAAAAAUGGAGAAAUUAGAUCUUGAAUAGUUUAAUUAUGAGUGUACUUCUGUAAAAAGAAACAACAAAAGCAGACAAAUGCAAGAUAUUUCUGUUUCAAGUACAGUAUUUUAAUAAUACAGAGAAAGAGAUAUUUUUUAAACAUGUGUAGUGUCAUAUACCUGAAAGACAAGACUUGAUUUCUGCGAAAAAUAAAUAUCUCAGAGGUAUAUUCAUAUGUUAUACUAAAUAACUGUAAUGAACAACAUUCAAUCGGUAUUAAAUAUGCACGACUGAUACAGGCCUCUUUGUUUAUUAAAUCACUGAAGAGUU